Prionailurus viverrinus (fishing cat) is the source of this 2612-nucleotide messenger RNA. RefSeq names its product STAM binding protein like 1 (gene STAMBPL1). Bases 1033 to 2343 code for a protein of 436 amino acids. Gene Ontology annotation, biological process: protein K63-linked deubiquitination. The transcript is spliced from 11 exons. The record is from RefSeq and is a predicted model, not a curated record. Gene Ontology annotation, cellular component: membrane; endosome. NCBI's taxonomy places the organism in Eukaryota, Metazoa, Chordata, Mammalia, Carnivora, Felidae. Gene Ontology annotation, molecular function: metal-dependent deubiquitinase activity; protein binding; K63-linked deubiquitinase activity.
AUCUGGACCAGCGCAUUUCUGAUUUGCAGAUACCUACGAUUGAGUAUAAAAGAAUCAUAGUAAUCUUUGGUUUUCAGGUCUGGAAUUUGUAUAGCUUUUGAAAAGGACAGCAAGUGUGCGCCUCGGUCCUUUUGUUCCUAAAGCAGGUCCCAAUCUGUAAGUGAGUGACUGACGUGGGGGAGGCAUCCUUGUGUCUCUGUCAUUUGAGGCAUGCAAAUGACAACUUACCCCCUUUUAUCUGAAUCAGGUUAUGACCCUGCCGCUCAAAGCCUAGGUUAUGGUCGUUUAUUUAUCUCCAGCAAAGUCAAUGGCGCCAUGUUCUUCCUGCAGGGGAGGGGCAGGGAAAGAGGGAGACACGGCACGUGAACUCUAACCCAGCGGGGACAAGAAAGGCUGCCGGCUGGCCAACUGGGAAUGGGAGUCCAGGAGGUGGCCGUGGCAUGGGGCUGCUCCGGCCUCCCUCACCUGCGGGCAGGACGCCCCUGCUUUUCCAGUUCAUACCACAGCCCUCUGGUCGCCUGCUGUGCCCCGGAGAAAACGGCCCGCUUGGGAACUCGCCUCACUGGCUCCUGUGCCUGCCGGGUCUCUAAGGAGACUGCUCAGUGCCUGGUCGACUCCUCUGUGUUCUGGAAAGUAUGGUCUUGUGUGUGAAAGUGGGUCAGAGUUCUGAGCUUAGCUGCCUAAAAAGGUAUUAAAAAAAAAAGGAAAGAAAGGAAAGUUAAGGGAUGGGACACGUCACAAAAUACACACUGUGCUAGGUCAAAUAUUUUCUUCUUCAUUCUUGGCGUUAUUUGCUGCUGGUUUUCUCUUUUUUGAUGUUUGUUUAUUUAUUUUUAAUUUUUUUAAAUUUACUCAUUUUGAGAGAGAGAGGAAGAGAGUGCCCCUGGAGGAGGGGCAGAGAGAGAAGUCAUCAACAGAGAAUUCCAAACGGGCUUCGCUCUUAGCACGCAGCCUGAUGCGGGACUCGAACCCACGAACGACGAAGUGAUUGAGAAGAAACCAUCAGCACCUUCCUGCUAUAGACCGGACAGCAUGGAUCAGCCAUUUACUGUGAAUUCUCUGAGAAAGCUAGCUGCCAUGCCUGACCACACGGAUGUUUCCCUCAGCCCGGAAGAGCGAGUCCGUGCCCUGAGCAAGCUUGGUUGUAAUAUCACCAUCACGGAGGACAUCACCCCACGCCGCUACUUUAGAUCCGGAGUAGAGAUGGAAAGGAUGGCUUCGGUGUAUAUGGAAGAAGGAAAUUUGGAAAAUGCCUUUGUCCUUUAUAAUAAAUUUAUAACCUUGUUUGUGGAAAAGCUUCCCAGCCAUCGAGAUUACCAGCAGUGUGCGGUACCUGAAAAACAGGAUAUUAUGAAGAAACUGAAGGAGAUUGCAUUCCCAAGGACAGAUGAAUUGAAAAAGGACCUUUUAAAGAAAUAUAACGUAGAAUACCAAGAAUAUUUGCAAAGCAAAAACAAGUACGACGCCGAGAUUCUCAAACGACUGGAGCAUCAGAGCCUGAUCGAGGCCGAGAGGAAGCGGGUGGCUCGGAUGCGCCAGCAGCAGCUGGAGUCGGAGCAGUUCCUGUUUUUCGAAGACCAGCUCAAGAAGCAGGAACUGGCCCGAGGGCAGAUGCGCAGCCCGGAGCCCCCCGCGCUGUCCGAGCAGAUCGACGGCAGCGCCGCGUCCUGCCUGUGCCCGCGCCACAGCCCUUCCCUGCUGCACGUCUCCGCGGACCAGCCUGGCAAAAGCGAUGCGGCCAAUUCCGCCAGCCACUCGCCCCCCGUCAACAGGGCUCUGAAGCCCGCGGCCACUCUGAGCGCCGUGCAGAAUUUAGUGGUUGAAGGACUGCGCUGUGUAGUUUUAUCCAGAGACCUCUGCCACAAAUUUCUGCUGCUGGCAGAAUCUAAUACAGUGAGAGGAGUAGAAACGUGUGGAAUACUCUGUGGAAAACUGACGCAUAAUGAAUUUACUAUCACCCAUGUGAUUGUGCCAAAGCAGUCUGCGGGGCCGGACUACUGUGACGUGGAGAAUGUAGAAGAAUUAUUCAGUGUUCAGGACCAACACGGCCUCCUCACGCUCGGAUGGAUCCACACACAUCCGACCCAAACUGCGUUCUUGUCCAGUGUUGACCUUCACACUCACUGUUCCUACCAGCUCAUGUUGCCAGAGGCCAUCGCCAUUGUUUGCUCACCGAAGCAUAAAGACACGGGCAUCUUCAGGCUGACCAACGCCGGCAUGCUCGAGGUUUCUGCCUGUAAAAAGAAGGGCUUUCACCCACACACCAAGGACCCCAGGCUGUUCAGUAUAUGCAAACAUGUGUUGGUAAAAGACAUAAAAAUAACCAUGCUGGAUCUAAGGUGACGUGUUCUGAAGAUUAGUACCGUCAACACCGGACAUCUACCCAUGGACGCGUGGUUGCCGAAUUUUCUUAAGAUGUUUCCUGAAGUGACUGAUAUUUUAUAUUUAUACGUUUUAGAUCAGAAAGUUUGAUAUUUAUUGCUCCUGCACAUUUUGAAGUUCUCUUUUUGAGUUGCCCUGUCUCCGGAGAGGUCACAGUGCUUUUACGUCGGUACCUGUGAAUGUACUCAAAUACCAUGACCAGAUAAUAAAUCGUGCUGCAAACAACAAUA